CUUUUCCUUUUUGACUUUGGAUUUCUGUAUCUACUCUCGGGCUUGAGUCAAAUUAAUCGCUUGGAAGAGCAACAUACACCAUAUUCCCGAGCAUGACGGGCAAAAUAACUGGCCCCGGCAGUGGGGAUCGGGUUCUUGCCGCUCCCGGAAGCAGUCGUCACGUCCACGACGAGACAACACCACUACUGAGCGAAUCCCCCCUCGAAGCCAACAAACCCACCAACGAGGCCGUCAGACACGGCGACGAUGCCGACAUUUUCGAUGAUGGCGAAACUACCGUCGUGGCCGAUGAUUACAGCCCCGGUGAUGGCGAAAUCUCUGUCGUGGCCAAUGACUACAGCACCGGUGAUGGCGAAAUUACCGUCGUGGCCGAUGAACUCUCUACCACUCGUCUGGUCGUAAUCUUCGGCACAACCUGGGUGGGCGUCUUCCUCGGUGCCAUUGACGCUAGCAUCAUCGCCACACUGUCGGCCCCCAUCGCGAGCGAGUUCCAGUCCCUUAGCUUGUUGUCCUGGAUAGCCACUGCGUAUCUCAUUGCCAAUGCAGCCUGCCAGCCCUUGUCCGGUCGUAUGACUGACAUCUUUGGACGGGGUCCUGGUUUGGUUUUUAGCAAUGUUUUGUUCUCGCUAGGCAACCUGAUUUGCGGUGUUGCUAAGGAUGAGCAGACGAUGAUUCUCGGCCGCGUCGUUGCGGGUAUUGGUGGCGGAGGACUGAUGAGCAUCAGCACCUUCUUGGGAUCGGAUUUGGUUCCUUUGAGGAAGAGAGGUGUGGUCCAGGGGUUGGGUAAUAUUUUCUAUGGAGCCGGUGCCAUGCUAGGCGGCGUUUUUGGCGGCUUCCUUAACGACACCUCAUCUUGGGGCUGGCGCCUUGCUUUCCUCGUCCAAGUCCCCGUCAGUCUCGUCUCGGCUGUGCUCGUCUACUUCCUCGUCAAGGUUCCUCCAAAAGUCUCCAACAAGUCGCUCGUUUCGCGCAUCGACUUUCUGGGCUCCUUUUAUAUCAUCGCCUUCCUCAUCCUCCUCCUUCUGGGUCUCAACGCCGGCGGCAACGUCGUCCCCUGGACGCACCCGCUUGUCCUGAUCAGCAUCCCUCUAUCCCUCAACAUGCUUGCCGGCUUCAUCUACUGGGAGUCCCGCCCGCGCAACACCCAACCUGUCAUCCCCGUCCGGCUGCUCACCCACCGCACCGUCUUGACCGCCUGCGUCACCAAUUUCAUGUGCACCAUGGUUACUCUCUUGCUCACCUUUUACAUUCCCAUCUACCUGAUCGUCCUGGGCCACACCCCCACCCAAGCCGGGCUCCGUUUGCUCGCUUCCCCGUUGGCCAUCUGCUUCACCAGCUUCGGUUCGGGCCUAGUCAUGAAGUACACGGGCAAGUACAAGAUACUGGGCAUCGCCCUAGUCUCAACUCUUGUUCUGGGGGUUGCCGCCCUCACCACUCUGGGCCAGAACUCUCCCGGCUGGAUUGUCUUUGUUGCCCUGUUUAUGAUUGGAGGCGGCUAUGGCGGCAUGUUGACCGUCACCAUGGUCGCCUGCAUUGCGGCCGUGGAUCACUCGCAACAGGCCGUGAUCACCAGUGCUACGUACGCUUUCCGGUCUGUCGGUGCGACGGUAGGUAUUACGGUUGGAUCGGCGGUGUACCAGAAUAUCCUGAAGACGGAGCUGUGGGCUCGGUUCGGUGAUUGGCCGGGCGCGGCCGAGGAGAUUGGCAGGAUAAGAGACGAUUUGGGCGAGCUGAACAGAUUGCCUCUGGCGUGGAGAGAGGGCGUGAUGGAGUCGUUCAUGACGGCGUUUAGGGGCGUGUGGUUCACGGCGCUGGGGAUGGCGGCUGUAGGGUUGGUAGCUGUUUCGUUGAUGAGGCAGCAUAAGCUGCAUUUGACGCUCACGAGACAGGAGGAUUGAGGGAGUUUGGGAGUUCAGAGCUUUUCAGAUCUAGGGAGUUGUCUUAGUGAUGGAUAUGGAUAUGCUAUGCUAGAACAGUUGAUCGAGCUUGGGUGCGUGGGAACCUCGCUUGGUAAGGAAAAAGU
Neurospora hispaniola is the source of this 2023-nucleotide messenger RNA. RefSeq names its product major facilitator superfamily domain-containing protein. Gene Ontology annotation, cellular component: fungal-type vacuole membrane. NCBI's taxonomy places the organism in Eukaryota, Fungi, Ascomycota, Sordariomycetes, Sordariales, Sordariaceae. The transcript has 2 exons. The record is from RefSeq and is a predicted model, not a curated record. Gene Ontology annotation, molecular function: basic amino acid transmembrane transporter activity. Bases 93 to 1898 code for a protein of 601 amino acids. Gene Ontology annotation, biological process: transmembrane transport; basic amino acid transport.